Molecule: messenger RNA, 2483 nt
Organism: Saprolegnia parasitica CBS 223.65
Lineage: Eukaryota; Oomycota; Saprolegniomycetes; Saprolegniales; Saprolegniaceae
Exons: 4
Coding region: 51-2441 (796 amino acids)
Cellular component (GO): extracellular region
Molecular function (GO): phosphatidylinositol binding; sphingomyelin phosphodiesterase activity
Source: RefSeq, a predicted model, not a curated record
GCGACCAAGACGACGCGUACCAUGGCAGCGUCGUCUCGAGCGCCACCAUCAUGGCCCUCUGCGGCGACGAUGACCCGCCGGUCGAGGCGGCCCCCAACGGCGUCCGUGGCAUCAAGCCAUUGUCCGGAUUGACAAAGAUGUGGAGCUGCGCCAACGCCGAGAUCGGCGUCGUCGGCGCCCAGAUCGCGCAGGUCCGCGGCGGCUUCAAGGUCUACUACGAGGUCCACCUCUCGUUCCCGGACGCGCACAAGCAGUGGACCGUCCGCCGCAGCUACCGCGAGUUCAGCGACCUCCACGCGACGCUGCACAAGACGUUUGGCCGCAAGCUGGACCGACAAAGCGCCGUCUUCCCCAAGCAGGCGCGGGUCGAGUGGGCGUGGAGCCAGGAAACGCGCUGCGUCCAAGCCGCGCGGCGCCUCAAGCUCAAACUCAACGCGUACUUGCACCGGCUCCUCGAGCUCCACGACGUGCACACGAGCCCCAUCUUUCGGGCCUUCUUUGACUUUCGAGACCAAGACGUGAUGCCCACGUCGUCGCUCACGCAGCUCGACCUCGACGCGGUCUCGCCCCUCUCGUCGACCGACUCGACGUCGUCGUCCGUCAACGACGUUGGCAGCGCAUCGUCGGCGACGAUCAGCCUCUCGUCGCUGCCGUCGACCGCCUCGACAUCGUCGUCGUCGGCGUCUCUAACGUCGCAGCCGACCUCGCUGCCCCGGCGUGCAAGCGACACGACGGCCUUUCGGAAGCGUGGCAACGACAAGCAGCUCGCGUCAACGUUUAGCCUCGGGACACAGACAAGCGCCAACCUCUCGGCGUUGGAUCCCAUCGCGCUCAAAGCCCUGCACGACCGGUCCCUGCACACGCUGCCGCCGCCGUCCCGCGUCGUCAAGACCACCUCCGACUGUCCGUCGGUCGUCCUCUACGGCCAGUCGAUCUCGCUCCGGGCGCACGCCGGCCUCGUCAUCGGGCUCCAUAAACGCAGUGCGUGGUCCGGCUCGCAGCGCGUCGGCGCUGUGGCCGCCGUGGCUGCCGGCAUCACCUUUCUCUCGGGCCCGAUUGGGAUUACCAUCGGAGCGCUCGGCUCCCUCGGCAAGCACCAUCUGAGUAAAACGUACUCGCUUGGCACAUCCCGCAAGGAGGCGGCGAAGUACGAUGAAUUCCGCAUCCAGAUUGCCGAGGCGUUUUCGAGCCCGUCGCGGCCCGUGCAGUAUGGCGACUGCGUCCGCUUGCUCAACGUGCACAAGCACCAGUACGUGCGCAUCACGGUGCCGUCCGACUCGAAGCGGGGGUACCUCACGGCCGACAGUAGCGGCAAAGGCACGGUCUUCAAGUGCGUCUCGCCGCUGGGCUACCGCGGCCCGGUCGUGUGCGGCAGUCCUCUGUGCCUCCAAGUGGCCGACGCGGCGAGUCCAUGGUACCACGAUCUCAUUGCAAUCCACAAGGACUACGUGACGACCGAUGGCAGUCCGGCCAUCUUCAAGCUCGGCAUCUACAACCACCCGUGCAUGGCCAACGACGACAUUGCCAUGACGGUCGCGCGUCCGAUGCCGCGCUCCGUGACGGUCCGCGUCGCCGUCUACAACGUCUGGCUCAUGCCGCCGAUCGUCACGACGUUCGUCAACGUGUCUGCCUACAAGACGCAGCGCGCGCUCGCAAUUCCAAAAGCACUCGCCGCGUCGACGACCAACCUCCCGGACGUCAUCGUGUUUUGCGAAGCCUUUGACGUCGAGGCGAAAGCGUUGCUCGCGUCCGGCAUGAAGCAACUCGGGUAUCUCUACGAGACGCGCGUGGCCGGCGAGCGCAGCAACAUGAAGGCGCUCAUGAGCGGCGUCUUUGCCAUGAGCCGAUACCCGAUCGCCGCGUACGACGAGCUGCUCUUUGGCGGCACGUCGCUCGGCGAUGACAAGGCGGCCGACAAGGCGGCCAUCUACUUUGAGCUCCACAAGGGCGGCGAAGUCAUCCACAUUGUCGGGACGCACCUCCAAGCGUGGGAGUCGCCUGGCGCCGUGGCCACGCGGAAGAAGCAGAUGGCCAUGAUGAUGACGUGGCUCGAUGCCAAGAUGCUUCCGAAGCGCGACGCACUCCUCUUUGCAGGCGACUUCAACAUUGACAAGAUGCUCGCUGAACCCAACGAGUUUGACGAGAUGCUCGAGCGCCUCCACGCCCGCGACGCGGACCUCGCCGAGGGGAGCAGCCCGUUCAGCUUUGAUCCGUUCACCAAUGUGCUCGCGUCCAGCGGCAUUAGCUCGGGCGGCAAGCAAGAACGACUCGACUACGUCAUGUACAGCAGCGGCCAUCGGGAGCCGCACGCUGCGACCGCGCGCGUUCUGCCGUUGAAAGCGCUCGACGGCUGGCCCGACGUGCGCAACAACGACCGCGAGACGCUCGUUAUGGACCUCUCGGACCACUACCCGGUCCUCGGCGAGUUUACCUUUGGGUAGUAAUCGCCUCUUAUUUAAACAUCUUGAUUUAACGUUGUCUAC